UAAUUAAUUUACAGGUUAUGUCGGGAAUUUUAUGAUUGUCAAAAAUCAUGUAAAAUUCACAACAUAGCAUUGUAAAAACAGUUUUUAAGUAGUAUUUACCUUAAAAGAUAUUAUAAUUCAUUAAUAAGUAAUUAGUAAAUGAUUUUUAAUUUAUAUUAAAUGGCUGAUAGUGAGUUAUAAAAAAAUAUAUAUAACCUCAAAAUUCGACAAUUUGGAUUUUGAAUUUUUUAUUAUUUUUUAUAUAAAAGGUGUAUUAAAUUUGUUGAAAAUUUAGAUAGAAUUAUAAACGAACAACAAUGUCAUCCUCGUCACCUAAUAAUUCGAAAGAUAAUAGCAAUGAUAAUGAAGAUAUUAGAUUUUUGCAAGAUAUUAUGGUCUUUUCAGACUCAAGUAGUUCAAAUUCAACAUCUAGUAGCGAAGGUGAAGAUUCUCAUCGUUUAAAAGUUCUUUGUGUUGGCUUAUGUCGCACAGAUAUUAUUCAAGUUUGUAAAGGAUUUCCAAAAGAAUGUUCCGAAUUAGAGAGUGUUGAUAUAAGAUGGGAAAGAGGAGGCAAUGCAUCAAAUACAUGCACUGUUCUAGCUCAAUUCGAUACUCCAGUCGAAUUUUUAGGUACACUAUCUAAUCAACAUUCCGGAUUAAAAAGUUUAAUACAAGAUAUGGAUGAACAUAAAAUUCGUCACGAUCAUUGUCCCAUUAAGCCAAACACAACUUGUCCCACUUCGUCUAUUGUAAUUAAUUCAAAUAAUUUAACACGCACAAGAUGGAAUUAUAAUCCUGAUCUACCUGAAUUAAAUGCAUCUGAAUUCAAAGCACUUCGUUUAGAAGAUUACAGUUGGAUACAUUUCGAAGGACGAAAUGUGGACAAUGUUUUGGAAAUGAUGCAAAUAAUACACAAACGUAAUGUAUUAAUAAGAUCGAAAGGAUUUAGAACACCAUAUUAUCCUAUUGUUAUUAGUCUUGAAUUAAAUAAAAAUCGUGAAGGAAUAUUUAAAUUGCUUCCAUAUGUGGAUGUGAUAUUUGUAGGGGAAAAUUUUAUGACUCCAGAUCAAUCGAAAAAUAUGACAAAAACAUUGGAGUACGUUUGUCAAGCUCAUCAAAAGCCAGGGGUAAUAAUAGUAUGUUCACGUGAUGAACGAGGAGCAUUAGGUCGUGCUCCAAAUGGAGAAUUUACUCAAUGUCCAGCGCAACAAUCGACAAAAAUUGUUGACAUAUACGGCACAAGUGACACAUUUAAUGCAGCAAUGAUUUAUUUUCUCAAUCAAGAAAAUAUAAGCCAUCGAAAUGGUUGGAGAAAAAUAAGUAUGGUGCCAGUUGAUUUCGAUAAAGAAAGUCCAUUGGAAUUUAUUUGUCCCGAUAUAUUGUAUCAGGCACUUGUUUUUGCAUGUCGUGCGUCAGGUGCCAAAAUGGGAUUCAAAGGUUUCGCUCCAUUGAGAAAUGUUUACAAGGGUCUCACAGUUCAUCAAGAAAUAAAAUUGUGAUAAUUUUUCAGCCCCGAGGUUAUAAAGGUGACAAAGAGGAAAAUUUCUUUUUCUUUUGUUUUUUUUUUUAAACGGUAAGAAUGCUUCAUUUUUUAUUAUUUCACAUUUUUUAUCUUUUUUUUUAAUAUAACCUCGGAGAAAGUGUAUAGCAAAAUGAUAAUUGCAAAGUACUGAUGAAAUCAAAGAUCAUGAGAGAUAAAAGAAUGAUAAUAGUAUUAUAUUGACAUAUAUAUAAAUAUAUAUAUAUAUAUAGGUGAUUCAAUUUUUAUAUUAUUGACUUAACAAGACAUUAUAAACAAAGUUCAAUGAUUGAUCAUUGAUAGUUUGCAAUUAUGUACAAUGCAUUUUUGAUAUUGAUUUUUUUUUAUAUAUAUAUAUAGUAUAAAAACAUUUAUAGUCCGCUAACUAAGUCAAUGCCUUUAUAUUGAAUAGCUUUUUAUUUAAUUUUGAAUACAACGCUUUUUUUUUUGUAAAACUUUUUUAAUACAAGUAGAUUUGUACAAUAUAUAUUUUUUUACGAUAAACUCUCGCGUCUUCGUUUAAAAUGAUUUCCGAGCGAGCAAAACUCAAGUGAUUUUAUAUUCGCAUUUUAUGAGUCGAAUAUAAAAUGACUAUUUUGUACAAAUGAAAUCUUCACGUCUUUUGAAUACUAUGUAUUCUAAUUUUAUAAGCCGACUGAAUGUGAAUGUCCUAAGAAGAAAAAAAAAAAAAAAAAAAAAGAAACAUUGUCCAAAAAGUCGUUUCUUAAAAUUGGAUAUCUAAAAAUAAAACGUAAAUUUUUUUUAUUCUUAAUUUUCUAAUAAAAAAUAUAUCUGUAAAAAAAAAAAAAAAACUUUUUAGGACACUUUAGAUUUGUUUUGUAAAAAUAAGGUAAAAAUGAAAAUAAUUUCCUAAAUGAUAGACGAAAAAUAAUAAAAGAAUACUCUUUCAAUGAUUUGAAUUCGUUUUUUUUAUUAUUGCUUGAAUUAUUUAACAUUCUAUUUUUAUUUAACUAUUUUUGAAGUGCCUAUUGCAAAAUAUAAAAAUUUUUUGAAUGAAUAAUAAAAAUCACAAGUAAGAAUACAACUCCUGCGGUCUUUAAACUUUAAAUAUAAUAAUCUAAAUUAUUAAAUUAUCUUAAAAUAGUAUCAUUCUUUUACAUUUAAAGCAUUUUUUUGUGUACACUAUUUUGAAUAUUUUACACAAAAAAGAAAAAUUGAAAAAAAACAAAUUUUAUUUAACACAUUUUUUUGAUAUUUUUAAAAUUAAAAUAUUUUGAAGAAAAAAAUUGCAUUAAAAAAGUAUAAAACUUUUCCAAUGAACACUCAUUCAGUCAUUCAUCGUAGUUUUUUUUUUUUUUUCAAUAGCGAUUAUACUAAGGAAAAAUAUUUUUUUUACACAGCUUUUUUUUUAUAUUUAUAAUAAUAUAAUAUUGUGCAAAGUCGAUAUGUUUUAUAGAAAAUGGUUAAACUUUAAUUUAACGUAUUCUAUUUGUUUCUAUAUCAAACAUUAAUUUUUUAUUAUUGCUUUUAAUUAAUCUUCAAACGCAUACGGAGAAAAACACAUUAUGUACAAGUGGUCAACAUUCAAUAGUAAAUUAACUUUGCUUAGGGACUAUUUUUUUUCGAAAUUAUUAAUAUUAUUCUAUAAUAAUAUAUUAUCAGUCUGCUUCAAGGCCACUGUCUACAAAAUCCAUUAUUUGAAAUGCCGCUUUAUAUGGUAGACACCUGGUAAAAAAAAAGUUGCAUUUUUUAGUUUUUUAUAGUUUAUUAAUUCGACGCGAAGCAUAAAAAACAUUUAAAUAUUUUUAAUUCAUUUAAUUUUUAAAU
Messenger RNA from Leptopilina boulardi, 3286 nucleotides. RefSeq names its product ketohexokinase-like. The record is from RefSeq and is a predicted model, not a curated record. The coding region runs from base 297 to 1478 and encodes 393 amino acids. Lineage: Eukaryota; Metazoa; Arthropoda; Insecta; Hymenoptera; Figitidae. The transcript is spliced from 5 exons.